ACACAGGCACAAUAUAAUAUGUAGGCUGCUUGCUCUGAUAAUGGCUCAUAAACUCAUGUUUUCUAAACCACUGGCUUAUUGAAUAAGCCUGUGGUAUUCAGUUAAAUCAACCAACUACAGCUGCAAAGAUUAGUCAAAUUCCAAGCAAAUAUGCUAAAUAGUCAGCGGCUGCAGCUUCUCCCAUGUGAGGAUUUGAUGCUUGACUCCAGAUGUGGAACCUGGAGGAGUCUGACCGCUCUGCGCUGCCUGCCUGCCGGCUACACCGCCUUCAGGACCGCCGCUACAUAUAUCCAGGGCCAGAGCCCCGAGCCUCGCAUCCGAGAAUACUUCUACUAUAUUGACCACCAGGGACAGCUGUUCCUGGAUGACACUAAAGUGAAGAACUUUGUCACGUGCUUCAAAGAUAAGCAGUUCCUGGUCUUCUUCUUCAGUCGUCUGCGUUUAAAUCAGAGCGGGCGUUACCAGGAGGACUUCCCCUUCGUGUCCCUGUGUGGCAGAGAGAGGAACUUCAUGCGCUGCGAUGACCGACCUGUGGUCUUCACCCACCUGCUGCAGAGCCCCGCAGGGCCGCAGGGCAUCAUGGGAGACCAGGAGCUGCUGUCGUACUGCGGCGGGGCGGAGAAGCUGACUGUCCCCUUCCGUCCGGAGGCGAUUUACAUGCAUCCUGCCAGCGGACGAGUGUACCACCCCUGCUCAGAGCGCACAGGCAGCAUCGGCCUGGUCCGAUCGGCUCUGGCCAUCGAGCUCAGCCCGUUCUUUGUUUACGCUCCGGAGCAGGGCCAAUCAGGACAGCCUACACACUUCCUGUGGGGAGGGAAGCAACACAAACUGACCAAUGAGCUCGCAGGAAGCUUCCCCAUAGCAGAGGAGGGCAGCGGGCAGGAAGGAGAAGUCGGAUAAUGUCCCCAACAGGUUAAAAAUGCACCUUAAUCAUUGAAUUUUCAUCCUGACGGCAGGAAAAUACACUACUGAUGCUUGUGAUCACAGUGUGAUUGCUACUGAUUGAAACCUGGGCCAGCGUGUCCUUGAGUCACAUGACUUGUGAGAAGUGGAUUUGUCAUAUUUAACAUUUGAUGCAGACUGUUGGACUGGAUAUCAGUGGCUAAAUCUGUUGUUCCCAACCUUGUUUUAGCCUGAGACCUCUCAAACAAAGCUUUUUCUCUUUACAUUCCCUUCAUUUGAAUCAUCUUUAAGGUCCUGAAGAGAUUAAACUAUUCAGCAUGUCACAAGAAAAAAAAGCAAAGAUUAGAUACAAAUCUGCAGAAAUAAACACACUGUAAUUGUGUGUAGAAGGAAUGUGUCUUUCUUUUCUUUCCUAUUUUGUUUAUCAUGUGAAAACAUGUUAGAUUUCUGAUGCAGGGUUGGGAACUACUGAUGUAGAGCCUGAAAGAUGUUCUUUUAUAUUAAAAUGUGUUUUCUGUUUCUUCACAUUUAAAGACAAAAAUCAGAAACAUGAAAAUAUGUCAGAGCAGAGCAGUGUUCAUGUGAUUGUACAUCAAAAUACAAAAGCACUUAGAAUAAUACAUUAAAUACAGAAACGUUAUUUAUGAUAACAGCUACAGUGGCUACAGGUAAGAUAGAUCAGCUAGUGCAAGAAGUAGCAGUUAUGAAAUGUUAAUAUGUUGUGAAUAAGAACAGGAAUGUUUCUGGUAACUGAAAUAUCCGUCUUGAAUAAAUGAGAUACUCUGAA
Messenger RNA from Thunnus maccoyii (southern bluefin tuna), 1690 nucleotides. RefSeq names its product chromosome 7 C8orf82 homolog (gene c7h8orf82). The transcript has 4 exons. Bases 151 to 900 code for a protein of 249 amino acids. Lineage: Eukaryota; Metazoa; Chordata; Actinopteri; Scombriformes; Scombridae. The record is from RefSeq and is a predicted model, not a curated record.